Messenger RNA from Rhipicephalus microplus (southern cattle tick), 1404 nucleotides. RefSeq lists its product as uncharacterized. The record is from RefSeq and is a predicted model, not a curated record. NCBI's taxonomy places the organism in Eukaryota, Metazoa, Arthropoda, Arachnida, Ixodida, Ixodidae.
AUGUCACCUCCUUCCGAUUUCUUGCCGCAGAUGAACACUACUCAAAACCUGCUGAGAGUCUCGUUCAUACCGUGGCCUCCGUAUUUGACCGUCGCCUACCGCGGCGACAAGCUCGCAGUGGGCGGGCCAAUGGGUCACGUGCUGGACACCCUCACGAACAGCCUGAACAUGACAACAGGUUUGAAGCAACCCUUCCAUGCGAUGGCCAAAUGGGAAUUCGACUCCCAAACGGCUCCUGGACAGGAGCCGUCGGCAAGCGUCCAGAGAAGGGAAGUGGACAUGACCAUCGUGCCUAUGGUCCAGUCUCACAGCCGCAUGACCGUCGGCCAGUACGGUCCUCCGAUCAUGUACGUGCAGUUCGGCAUUCUCUCUGGCACCGGAGUGAGCACGUCCAACGUAUUCGGAUACAUGCUCACCUUCGAUUGGAAGGUUUGGGCCCUGCUUCUCAGCGCCAUGCCUGUGCUCGCACUGCUAAUAAGCUUGUCCGAGACCAUCGUCCACAAGACGUCAUGGAAGGAGGUGCCACACAGAGUGCACGAAUGGGGUUGGGAGCUCUUCAGAAACCUGCUCUACGAAAGUUCACCACGCAUCCCUACACAGACGUCGGCACGCGUCGUGCUAAUGGCCUGGCUGCUGGCCGUGCUGGUGAUCGCCAACUCGUUCGCGGGACACUUGAAGUCCAGCAUGGCUGUCAAGAACGAACCUGCUCAACUGGACACCGUCCACGACGUGAUAGCUCAGCGCAACCUAAGGCCCAUCGUCUGGAAAGGAUCGCACUACGAGGCUUUUCUGUCGACCGCCCGGUCUCCGGUGCUGAGUUCACUGUGGAGAAUGGUGACGAGCACCAAUGGGUCUCAGCUGGGCCGGGACAUGUUCAGCGACGAGCACAUGCGGCUGGUGGUGGAACGACGCGCCGUGCUCAUGGUGGAUCACAUGUCGCUCCAGUGGCGCACAGCCGCCUACUGCCGCCGAACGCUGGUGCCCGGCUUCCACUUUGCGCGAGAGCAUGUCGAUGAGAACCCGCUCUCCUUCCUGAUGUCACCGGCCAUGAGCAGGGACCUACAUCAACGCAUAUACGCGAGGAUCAUGUGGAUGUGCGAGAGCGGCCUGGUACGCAAGUGGAUGGCCGAUAGCCUGGGCGACUGGCAACGCUGUGUGCGACAGACGGGAGGCCACGCUGCGGAGGACCUCACCGUCUCGGACACCCUGGCGAGCUUCGUGCUAUGGGCACUGGUCAUGGCGGUGGCCCUGGCAGUCUUCCUUGUGGAAGUGCUGCGCCCGCGCUCGGCAUCAUCACAGCGCACUCUGCAGACGCAGCGGCUCACGGGGCGCACCAAGGCGACCCGAGUCCGGUUGAAGAGGCCGUGCAUGCCACGUCUUAAACAAAGCUUACCAGUUUGCUAG